Messenger RNA from Parastagonospora nodorum SN15, 1614 nucleotides. RefSeq lists its product as hypothetical. The transcript has 8 exons. The record is from RefSeq and is a predicted model, not a curated record. Gene Ontology annotation, biological process: regulation of DNA-templated transcription. Lineage: Eukaryota; Fungi; Ascomycota; Dothideomycetes; Pleosporales; Phaeosphaeriaceae. Bases 1 to 1614 code for a protein of 537 amino acids. Gene Ontology annotation, molecular function: zinc ion binding; DNA-binding transcription factor activity, RNA polymerase II-specific.
AUGACUGCUGUUCUCGGCGAUACUGUCUUCGCAGCGGGGAUGCGCGGUGCGUGGUUGAGGUGGGCACAACGGCCCACCCUAUUUCAUGUCCACUUCCAUCGCUGUACGACUUCGAAUCCGACCUGCAACUUCGUCUUGCCCAACGCCGCCGCCGCCGCCACCACCACCAACCAGGCCAUUACUCGCACAACACGAAGAAUCGCAACUCCAGCACGCGAUCCGAACGUGCCAAGUAAUCGGACGGUGAUCUUGAGGAGAUAUUCUUCUUCGGGCAAGGAUCGGCCAAGUACCCCCAGAACCACCGAGGGCCCAGGUCUUAGUCCCUUGCAGGAUCAGCGUACGAUCCAUUGGGCAUACUUUUGCCCUCCAAGCGAGAAAUUUGGCACGGAGGCCAGCUUUUGUGGGAGUCAGGAUCCUUCUGAAUGGGAGGGAAGUCAGGAUCAACUCCAUCUGGACACCUCACAGUCAACGCUUGUGAUUCGCCCGCAGGCACCGGGCGCGUCCGCACUCCACAAAGCCCCGCUGGCUCCCAAACAAGGUCUGGGGGGUUCCCUUGCGAACGCUCGAGCACAACACUCGUCUCCCAUAUCCGGCACCUACGCCUUGCGGACGCCUCGGGGCAAGAUCACAUCCAUAGCUUGUGAGAGCUGCAGGAAGCGGAAGUCCAAGUCGAAGAACCUUACAUGUGUAUACGAUGUGGCCGAGGACGGCAAGACUACAACACAGCUGAGAGCCCACGUGCGGCGUUUAGCAAAAGAGCUGGACGACAUGAAGUCCAUUGUAUCAUUGUUGGCCAUGGCUCCAGACCGGGCUCAGGCUGCGAACUGGGCCAGUGAGCUGGAAAAGAACGGUUUCCAGCACCAUUCCGUGGAAGAAAUCAAGAAAUCGCUCCAGGACCCUUCGGCACCGCAACCCGCUCUACCGGACCAAGACUCUUUCGGCACUUCGGGUAGUGAUCAAUUUCCGGGCCACGGGCAUGGACUUGAACCUGCAUCAUACGAUGACUCGUCGCGCGAAGAAAGCAAUGCAGUUGACGGUAUUACGCGGAUGGAUCCCCCUCUUGAUAUCGAAGGUGCAUCGACCGCCCUGAGCAAGUUCAGCUUCGACUGCACAUACUUCCGUCGGGCGAAGCGAGAUCUCCUUGCAAAUGGAUGGAGCGAAAGCCAAAUUUUUGGAAGGGCCGAGGUUGACGUGGAUACCAUCCUACUCGGUUUUGUAGAUCCUCAGGAUACUCAAACGGUACCCACGUGUAUCUUAUCUGGCCCAGCGUGGAAAAACAUGAACGCCAACCCCGAUUGGAUGAUGCCCUCCAUAGGGAAAGAAGAGGUCACUCCGUACGAUAUUUUGAUCGAUCUCGUGCCCUGGCCACAAGUACGCCAAUUGUUAUACCAGCAUCCACAGGAGUACCCGGUCGGCCAUUUUGUAGGUCUGAUAGGUGUGACAUGGCCGUUUGCCGAUGACGCCUGCCAUUACUGGGACAUUGAAGCUGGUUAUACGAGGAUGACGCCACUCUUCGAAAGCACAGUCGCUGAUCUGAACAAUUGGACCAUCGAUCCGAAGAUUUUAGAGCUGGCACCUCAACUCGAAGGACUCCUCCCGAUCAAGCCGGUGUAA